AUGGAGUUUUCUAUGAUUUUCAUUGUUAGCAACAUCAUGCUGCUUCUCAGUUCAGCAUCUGCCAAAACUGCUAGUCCUCCCUCACUAAGCCCAACUCCAGCACCAGCCCCAGCACCGGACUUUGUUAACCUUACGGAUUUGCUCAGUGUUGCUGGUCCAUUUCACACCUUCCUUGGAUACCUUGAGUCGACCAAAGUGAUUGACACUUUCCAAAACCAAGCCAACAAUACUGAAGAAGGAAUUACUAUCUUUGUUCCUAAGGACAAUGCCUUCACAUCUGCGAAGAAAUCUGCUCUAUCCAAGCUCACCUCUGACCAGAUAAAGCAAGUUAUCCUCUUCCACGCCUUGCCACAUUUCUAUUCUCUGUCCGACUUCAAAAAUCUUAGCGAAACCAGCUCCACUCCCACAUUUGCUGGAGGGGAUUACACUUUGAAUUUCUCUGAUAUUUCUGGGACAGUGCAGAUUAGUUCAGGAUGGUCAAAGACCAAAGUGAGCAGUGCUGUUCAUGCCACAGAUCCUGUUGCUAUAUAUCAAGUUGACAAGGUGCUACUUCCUGAGGCCAUUUUUGGCACUAAUAUACCUCCUGCACCUGCUCCAGCACCAACUCCUGAUGUUGCCCCAGCUGCAGAUUCUCCAACUGAACACAGUGCAGAUAGCAAAGCAUCCUCUCCAUCAUCUACUCCUGAUGGCUCCUCUUCUUACAAGCUCAUCAGCUAUGGAAUCUGGGCCAACCUUGUCUUGGCAACUUUUGGUGUGCUGGUGCUCUUCUGA
Molecule: messenger RNA, 771 nt
Organism: Sphenostylis stenocarpa
Lineage: Eukaryota; Viridiplantae; Streptophyta; Magnoliopsida; Fabales; Fabaceae
Source: the annotation of a GenBank genome assembly